This is a messenger RNA of Periophthalmus magnuspinnatus, 2368 nucleotides long. RefSeq lists its product as uncharacterized. The record is from RefSeq and is a predicted model, not a curated record. The transcript is spliced from 4 exons. Bases 230 to 2065 code for a protein of 611 amino acids. Lineage: Eukaryota; Metazoa; Chordata; Actinopteri; Gobiiformes; Gobiidae.
AGUCAGCAGACUUUUUACCUCUAAGCUGGACUUCCGGUUUGCUUAUCCAAACACGAAGACGGGGUUUGAAACCAUUUGGUGGAUCAAAGGCAUACAGAGACUCUCACAUGGUUAAAUCAACAUUUAUUUUGUUUCCUGAAUAAUCUGAGCCCAGUAAAAAAGGGGCGAGUGUUUUGGACUGAGUGGGGAGUGAGUUCAUGCUUGAUAGGUAUUCUUAUUUUUUGAAAACAUGUAUUCAAAUAAAUCUGCCUAUGACUACGGGCAGAGACGUCCAAACAACAGCAGAGAGUGUAGGCCCUGGCAAGAAGAACCGAAGAGAGAAGGGUGGCCAGAACCUGUAAGAAAUUCACUGCAAGAUCCAUAUAAUAACUAUAAUAAAUACAGUGUGGAUGGACAUAGUAGAGCAGAGAGAGUGGGUAGCAGUAAAACAUAUACAAGUGGACAUACUUCAGAUAAAGACUGGAGAAGAAAGCGCCCAGUGUCAACCGAAAGAACUGUCUCAGAGAAAAAACCAAGGACAUUUGGCGAUGAGGACCAGCACAGAUACCAAGCUGAAUCUGCAGACUCAUACAGGCAGUCCCUAGAGCACUAUUCCCAUGGUCAAAGAAACAAUGAUUUAAAAAAUACAGUUGAUGAGGGUUAUAGCUAUAAUAAAACGCCAGAGGAGUCGAGCAGAUAUGGCCAGAGACGAGACGAGUUUCACUACAGUCAAUAUAAAGAAGAGUCACACUAUAGACCAGUGACUGAGUACUACAAGGACCAAGACAGUCGAAAGAGGAGCUGGUCACAAGACAGGACACGCUCAUGGGAUGUCUUUGAAAAGAGUCAUACUCCACCAAGACAGAGGAGUGGCAGCUUUUCCAGGGACCUUGAAGACCAUAAUCACAACAGGACGAUGUAUCCUCUGAACGGCUCAAGUGGACAGACUGAACUUGGUCAUCACCGUUUGACCCCUCCUCCUAUUCCUCCUCGUGAGCCUGCGGCGAAGAAAAUGUCUAAAGGUUUUCAGCGUUUCCUUGAUGUCCUUAACAUGGGUGUAAAUGUGGAGACUUUGACCAAGAUCGUGAAUCAGGGAUCUCCAGAUGUGAAUGUCCGCCAACCAUCACCCCCUCCUCCACACACUGAUAGACCUUGGACUGUUGAACCAACUCCAAGACAGCAGUUCUGGUCCGAGACUGACAGAAGAAGUCCAAAACCACCAUUUUCUCCCUUGUCCAGGUUGUACAGCUCCAAUGGAAAAACUAUGUCUGAAGAAAGAGUUGUGGAACGUCACCAAUUUGAGAGGAAAUUUCCUGAAAAUAGAUGUGCAUCCCCAGUAAACAAAAAUUCAAGUUUUGAAGAGGACAACAAACAUAGGCAAAUGCACAAUGUAUUAGAAGCCAUUGGGAUCAAGUUAGAGUUUGAGGAACUUGGUCAAAUGUCUAGCCGAAUACAGGAACGUUUGUAUGGAAAAAAACAAACUGAGCAUUCUUUGUUCCGAAAAGAGGAGAGUGAGAGAGAAAGGAAGAGACGUGCAUAUGUCCCAAAAUGUCGCAGUCGAUCUUCAAGUGAGUCCAGUUCAGGUUCAUUUAAGGACUGUAACAAAAAUCCCUCGUACAACUCUCAAAAAGAAGAAAGGGACUACUCUUAUUAUACAGACAAACACAGUACACAGCUGAGUACAACAAAACACAAUGUUCAAAUCAUCCCUCCAACUUCUUAUGGCAUACCAAACACUGAACUGCCCCCAGCUCCUGUCCCUCCCAUCCCUCCUCCUUAUACCCCAACAGCAGGCUACUCACAUGUACCACCUGUGUUUAUACCCCAGUAUCACUCAUCGUACGCUCAACCACCUGCUCUCCCACCUGCUCUCCCACCUGCUCUCUCACCUUUGUCUACUCAAAAUGUGUUCCUUCCAUUUGUACCUCCAAAUGCACCAGCCCCCCCACCCCCAGUGCCUCAUCCCUUCCUCCCCAAUCUUCUCAUCCCACGUAAGCACCUACCCGUGGACACAAAUGCACAGAAAGCAAACAGCAAAAAUCUGCAAAGGCCUCGCUGUUUACAAGUGAUUUCAACCAAAAAGUAAAUGUAAUACACUACGGAUUAAACAGAAAAUAAAAAUAAUAUUUUUUUGUACUGUUAAGCUUCGUAUACAGAACGCCUAAUGUUAGAACAAAAUAUUGAUUUACAAAUUUGAUUGGUAAGGAGUCACUAAAUUGUCAGUACUAUAAAUUUUUGAACCACUCUGAUGCUCAAGUUUUGAUAAAGUAUAAGUAGUUUUCUUUGCAUGUCAAGUGUGUUUUUGUUUUUUUUUUAACACCGCUUAUAUAAUUCAAAUAUCUUGUAAAUAUUUGAAUUAACCAAUAAUAAAAAAAUAUUUACCAUUGUG